Plasmodium vinckei vinckei is the source of this 4230-nucleotide messenger RNA. RefSeq names its product conserved Plasmodium protein, unknown function. The transcript has a single exon. Bases 1 to 4230 code for a protein of 1409 amino acids. The record is from RefSeq and is a predicted model, not a curated record. NCBI's taxonomy places the organism in Eukaryota, Apicomplexa, Aconoidasida, Haemosporida, Plasmodiidae.
AUGGUAAGUUUGGAAAGAAUCAAAUUUAGAUUAGAGGAAUCUUUAGAGAAACAUAGAGUUAGAUUGUUGAAAACUAGAAAUGGAAAUGUAAGCAAAUGGAAUGAAAUAAAACGUGGAAAAAAUAAUAAAAAUAUAAACAUUAAUGACGAUACAAACUUAAAUAAAAAGAAAAAACAGAUACACAAUGAAAUUAUAUCUAAUCAAAUAGCACAAAAAAAAAAAAUAAUUGAAAAUGGUGAUCCUUUGAAAGGGAAAACUAUAAUAAACAAGUUAUCAAGCAUAAACAAGUUAGCAAACGUAAAGAAGUUAGCAAACGUAAAGAAGUUAGAAAACGUAAAGAAGUUAGAAAACGUAAAGAAGUUAGAAAACAAAUCCAUUUCAAACAAUGGGAAUAUUAAUAUAAAGGGAAAAGGAUCUAUAGGAGGAUAUGAAUUAAAUUCAAAAAAAGAGGAAAGAAAAAAUGAAGUAAUUAUAAAUAAUAAAAGUGAAAAUAUAUUUAGUGAUUAUAUAUUAAAUAAUGAAAAAGAAAAUAAAGAUAUUAAUUUGUAUGGAUGUGAAGAUGCAGAAAAUUUUCGAUAUGUAUCUAAAGAAACUCAAGAUCAUUUAAAUGAUUUAUUUCGUAAUUUUGUUAAUUGCAAAAUUAAUAAUUUAUAUGUAAUAAAUGGUGAAAAAAGUAAAAAUAAAAAAGGUCAAGAAAAUUUUGAUCCUCAAGAUGUCGUUCAAAACAAUUCUAAGCAUGAAGGUUCUGAAAAUAGUGAGUUAGUAGAUUGUGUAGAAAAAAUUAAAGAGGAGGAAAAGUGCAAAGCAUCAAAUUUUAAUUCAAAUGAUAAUUGUUUAGACAAUAUGAAUGAACUUAAUACAGUAAAUCAUAAAAUAGAAUUUGAAAAUUUAGAGAAUGUGAAUAGAUAUAUGAUUAAUAAAAGAACAUAUGGAAGUGAUUUUAUAAAAUUAAUGGAAAUUGAAAAAAAAAUGAAAAAAAAAAUAAAAAGUUUUGAAAAAAAAAGAAAAGAAUCUAGAAAAAUAUCAAGUGAAAAAUGUUCUUUGAUUUUUUCAAAUUGUGUAUCUGUAAAAAGUAUGUCUAUAAAUUCUCAGAAGGGUUUUUCAAAAACCUCAUCUAAUUUUAGUGAAUCAUUAUGUUGCUCUGAUUGUAAUGCUGACCAUGUUUCAAAUUGUGGAAGUUCAAAUUGUGGAGGUUCAAAUUGUGGAAAUUCAAAUUGUGGAAAUUCAAAUUGUGAAGGUUCAAAUAUGGAAAGUUUUUUAGAUCAAGAAGAAUCUUUAGGAUCAAGGAGUAUAGAAUUGUUUACUACCCAAAAAAAUGUUUAUAUUCAUAAUGGCUAUAAAAAAUAUAGUAUGCUAGAUAAACGAAAAAAACAAGCAGAAAAAAUAAAAAAAUUGUAUGGUGAUAAAAUAUUACAAAACAAUGAAGACCCUUACGCCGCUCCAAAAAGAUUAAAAAAUUUACAAACUGAAACUAAAUUGAGAUUGAGACUAAGAAGUGGGGAAAGCAAUCGAAGUGGGCAAACUGUAAGAACUGCGCGAACUGCUAACAGUAGUAACAAUAGUAAUGAAAGUUUUCAGAGAUUGCAUAAAACAAAUUAUUAUGAGCAUGGUAUUGUAAAUGAUUAUAAUAUUUUGAGAUAUCCUUGUGAAAUAUGUAACAAUCAUUUUGAUAAGAGACAAAGUAAGAGGUACUUAUCCAAUGAUAGUGUUCAUAAGGAUGUAUACGAAAAAUUAAGUAAUAAUUAUGAUUGCCUAAAGUGUAAUAAACAUAAACAUGAACAUGAUAAGGGAUUAUUGUUUAGGGGUCAUAAAUAUUAUGACAAAAUAAAUAAUAAUUUAUUGUUUAUAUCAAAAAAAAAUGAGGUUGAAUCCUCUAAUUUAACUUCGUCAGAAUAUAUAGGUUCCCAAAAUUAUAACAAAAACUUUAAAUUAUUAGCUAGUUGUCCACACAAAGAAUCUGAUAAAAUGAAAAAGUACUAUUAUAUUGAAGAGAAUGAUAAUAAUCCAGAUAAAUAUAGUAUAGACAAAGAGAUUCAUGGAAAUAUAGAAUCUGUGAAUCAAAAGAAAUGGAAAAAAGGAUCAGUAGAUAACAUACUCCCCAAUGAUAUAAAAAAAGUUGAUAAUAUCAAUCUUAGUCACAAAAAUGUAAUGAGUAUUUCUACUAAAACAGAGCCAUUAGUCAUGCAUGGAAAAAAAGAGGAAGAAGAAAAGGGUCUCUCGAAAAGUUGUAACUUAAAUAUUAAUAAUUCAGAAAUAUUUUCAGAUAAAAAAAAUGUAAGCAUGAAUGAUAAACAUUCCCAUUCAUAUCCUGACUAUAAAAAAAUAAAAUUUCCAUUUAAACAUCAUAAGAUGAGUGAUAUAAAAACCGAAGAACCACGUUAUAGUAGAGAUAUAUGUAUGUUUGACGAUACAGACAAAGGAAGUAAUAGUAUGAAUAUAUGUACAGAUAAAUAUUCAAAUAAAGAGAAAAAUGAGGAGAAUAUAAGUCCAUGGUUUUACAAUGAUAAUAAUAAAUUAACGCCAAGAAAAAUGCUUAAAGAAUUAUCAGAUAAAAGGAAACAAUUUAAACGAGCUACUAGUAUAGUUAGUGAUAAAAUCAAAGAUAUAAAAAAUUUAUCUCACCAUAUUAAUGAAUGUAAAGAUAUUUUAAAACAAGAACCGAAUUAUUUUGAUAAAAAAAAUUAUAAAGAUUAUGAUAGUUCAUAUUAUAAUGAAAAUAAUACAAGUGAAAAUUUUAUGGAUGGUCUAGAAAAAAAUGAAAAGGACACAAAUUUAGAAAGUAAAAAAAGUUUCAAUCUGUUUGAUGUAGAUAAAGAUAAUAUUUUCUCAGAAGAAAAAGUAGAACAAUCAUGUAAAACAAAAAAUGUAAACAUAAAUAAUGGCAAUAGUAAUGACAAUAAUAAUGACAAUAACAGUAUAGUGGUUGAGAAAAAAACAAGAACUAGCCAUACUAGCAUAAAAAAUGCUGUUUUAAAAAAAAUAUUAAAGAUGAAAAUUGAAGCUAUGAAAAGAGAUUUAAUAAAAAAAGAAUCAAAAAUAUUAAAUAAUGUAGAAGAGAAAUUUGUUGAUUUACAAGAUUGUCCAUUUAAAUCGAGAAGUGUUUCCUUUAGUGCACAUUUAAGUGAAGAUAAUAUAAAGGGUUUAAAAGAUAAGGUAAUAAAUGAAAAGGGGAAAGACGGAAAUAAUAUCAGUAGGGAAUGUCCAAAUUUAAAUAAGCAUGAUAUAUACUUUAAUAAAAAUCAGGGAGAUAGUUUUUGGAAUGAAAGAAAAAGUAGUAGUAUAUAUUCUGAAGGAAUUCCUAUUAAACGGAUAGAUAAUUAUAAAAAGAAUAAUAUUAGUAACUAUAGUAGUAAUAGCGAAGAAAGAAUAAUUUCUAGUGAUACUUUAGGUACCGAGAUAAAUAGUAAUAAAAUUGAUGUAGUAUAUUUUAAUGAAUCUUUUUAUUGUCAUUUAAAAAAUGUUAAUAACAAUGAUGCAUAUCCCAAUUCAGAGGAACCAAUAAGUAAAGAAGAUAAAAGUUUACUCAUGACAGCAUAUUUAAAGGAUAAAAAAAAAAAAGACAAUGAAAAAUGUUCCUUAAAAUAUAAUAUUGAAUAUUUUAAACUAGCUAAAUUAUUUUGUGAAGAUAAUAAUUUAUUUAAAAAUUAUGUACAAAAUAUGAGUGCUAAUAUAAGAGGAAAUAACAGCAAUAUGGAUCAAACUGUUUUAUCCAUUGUAAAGAAAUUCCAAUACAACAAAUACCCAAUCAAUGCACACAUUGAGCAGGGUGUAAAUUUAAAGGGACUGAUAAAAAGAAGUGGCACCAAAUAUUGUUACACACAAGAAAAGAGAGAAAAAAAUUAUUUAGCAAAUAGUAUAAAAAAUGACCAUUUAAAUGGUAGCUACACUAAUGACUAUUUGAACAGCAAAAAAUAUAUUAACAAUUUUAAUAAGAAGGAAACAACACCUAAAGGUAAUAAUGUGCAACCUUAUUUUAAUGGUGACAAUGGAAAUAUAAUUAAUAAUCAAACAAAUGCCAAAAUUCCCAAUAAUACUAUUAAUAACAAUAUAAUAAAAAGAGAAAAUGAAUUUUAUAAAUUUACAGCACCCGAAAUAAUUUAUGAAGAGAAAAAUUUGAAUAAACCUUCUAAAGUUUAUUUAACAAAAAAAUCGAGGGUUGCCUUAAAAAAAAAUACACUUUUAAGAACGUCCGCGCUUGUAAAUAGGUAUGAAAAAUUGAAGUGCAAAUGA